CAAUCACACGUCAAGAUGAAUCAAUAUCCCUGUAUCGGUACCUUUAUCGGCAUAUUGUUGGAACUGAGGAGCACGUGAAAACGUUAAGAAUGUUGAACACUGUCAGAGACAAUUUGUCAUACGACAACGACAUGGCAACAAUCACCAGCGGAAGUCGAGGGGAGGGAAUCGAGAUGAAAGGAAGUGAUCUAGAUGUUAUGCGACCCAUCAGAUAUAUUGAGGUGUGUGAAAACACGAACAUUCGUGUAGAUCCUGAUAAAACAUAUUUUACCAUUGUAACAGAAGAUACGCAGCCAGGUUUCACUCAAUUACGUUUAGCGUACAUUGGUCAUGGUAAAUCUUUGAAAAUCCUUGAACAGUGUGACAUGAUAGGAGAUGAAUAUUACUUUUCAAACUCUAAAUUCAAAUACCAGUUUUCAGGUAAUCUUUGGUCAAAUAUGCAUGGACCGUGUUUAUCCGACAAAGCAGGAUUAUAUGACAUGGCAUACUGUUUACAUAGUAAAUCAUGGGUGACACAGGCUAAACAAUGGAUAACAAGACCAAAUAACUCAUGGCCAGGAUACGAUGUUAAACAGGCUAUUUUUAAGCAUGGAGUUCUUUUUGUUCCAAUAGGAUCCAUGAAAGAAGACCUAGGAGACCUAGAAUGGCGAAUUUCUUUUUCCGUUGGAGAAAAACUGCUGAUGUACACAUUUACACAUACGCAACUGCUAUGUUAUGCUCUCAUGAAAAUUAUGUUAAAGGAUGUGAUAAACCCGUUAUUAUUAAAAAUUGACAAAGAUUGUGAAGAAUUAGUGUGUUCAUACUUCUUGAAAACUAUUGUAUUCUGGAUAUCUGAAGAAUUACCACCAUCAAUAUGGAAGGCGGAAAGACUGAUAUCUUGCUUCAUGAGAUGUUUCAACAGACUAACAUACUGUGUUGAGUACUCCAUUUGUCCGCAUUUCUUUGUGCCCGAUAACAAUUUGUUUGGAAAUAAAAUAAAAGGACUUUCACAGAAAAUAAUUCUAGAUCAGUUGCGUAGUCUAAAAUGUUGUGAUUGGCAAUGUAUCUUAUUGUCAAACCAAUUAAAGAAUUUCCAUAAUUUUCAAUUUCACUUUAGUAGAGAACUAACUUAUUCACAAGUCGACUCUGUUAAAAAAUUAUUGUUUUCAAUGAUUCAAACUGCAGAUGGUGUACUUCUGACUUGUAAUUUUGAGAAAGGAAUACACAGAAUUUUCUCGUCAAAAAGUUCUAAGAUUAAAUAUCUAUACUCAUAUUAUUUGUCUAAAUUUUGUUACAAAAGUAAACAUUUUGUUCAAUUCAAUGACAAAUCCGGCAAUAAAAAUAUGUAUAGACAGUACAAUGCCUGUGUCAGUACUCUCCUCCGGGGAAUGGGACAUGAUGCCGUGUCUGGAUGGUUGAUGUUAGCUUCGUUUUUCUACAGAACUAACCAGUACGACAAAGCUCUUAAUAUCAUCGAGCAUUCUCUAUUGAAAUGUUCGCCGGAAAAACUUUUCCAAUACAAACAUUUGUCACGUGUUCAUAGUGAAUUUCUCAGUUUGCAUUUGUUUAAGAAAAUGAAUAUUGUUAAAUUGUGGAAAUGUCUUAUAUUAGAUUAUGUGAUAUUUGCUAAGAACUCUGAAAUUAUAGCCACCGAAUUGCAAAUCGAUGUAAAAAAGACAGAAUACCUGAUACCACCAGUACAAUUUGCUUAUUUUCUGCGUUUCCUAUGUCAUUAUAAUUUUCAUAAUACGACAAAAUUACUGGAGUCUAUUCGAAAUUUACAACGAACAAUACAGGACGACUAUUUCUUAUCACUUAACAUUGAGCGGGCAGCAUGCUACAACAUGUUAGGGGUAUCUUUUGAAAUGACAGGAGACAUGGAUUCAGCGAGACUAGGAUUUAUCAACUCAAUAGUAAAUGAUCCGGAUGAAUACUGUAAUGCUGCGUUUCAGAGAUUGUCAUUGAUAUGGUGAAGGCAUUACUAUUGGUUUAUUGAAAUACAGACUCUACUGAUUGUCAGACUUAGCUCUUACAUUUCUUGUUUUAUUUCAGCUUUAUUUGUAGUUAUGUAUUUCUUUGGAUUAACUUAAUAAUUUU
Molecule: messenger RNA, 2076 nt
Organism: Mytilus californianus (California mussel)
Lineage: Eukaryota; Metazoa; Mollusca; Bivalvia; Mytilida; Mytilidae
Exons: 1
Coding region: 90-1952 (620 amino acids)
Source: RefSeq, a predicted model, not a curated record